UUUGGAAAAAGACAAACUGAAACCGACCGGGUUUACAGAUAAAGAAUAGUGAACAGAGUAGGACUUUUCCUCCUUAUAAGAAAUUUUCGUGUGUUUGCUCCUUAUUUCAAAUAAACAAAGUAAUGAUUUGCCCGGAUUUUCUAGAAUUUCAGGAUAUCCUUAAAAAAAUGCGAGUGUUGGAUGAUAAAAUUGUUUAUACCCUGAAUACCUCUAUUCCUACGGAGUCUUUUAAAACAAAAGUAAAUGCUACAGAAGCUUGCCAAGAGUUAUACCAUCAAAUACAAAAGGGCCAUGAAGAACGAGAAAGUGUUAUAAAAAAAUGUAUCGUCACAACAGCUGACAGUGUUAAAAAGUUAUUAUCCGCUAAAGAGACAAAUCCUGAUGAUUUCGAAACUUUGAAGAAUUUGAAAGCUGAACAAAGAAAGUUACGUCUCUUACAAACUGAGCUAAGCGUGGAAGAAGUGAUUAAAGAAAAGACAUCUAAACUGUUCACUGAGAAAUGUAGAUCAUAUUACAAGCCUAAUGAUUCAUGAAGACUGACAUUUGAAAUACAGGGUACACUUGGAAUAUAUUGUAUAUAGUUAUAUAAAUAGUGAAGUAUAGCUUUAUAAGUCUUUUUUU
This is a messenger RNA of Papilio machaon (common yellow swallowtail), 621 nucleotides long. RefSeq names its product protein MIX23 (gene Ccdc58). The record is from RefSeq and is a predicted model, not a curated record. NCBI's taxonomy places the organism in Eukaryota, Metazoa, Arthropoda, Insecta, Lepidoptera, Papilionidae. The coding region runs from base 123 to 533 and encodes 136 amino acids. The transcript has 3 exons. Gene Ontology annotation, cellular component: mitochondrial intermembrane space; mitochondrion.